AUGGAUCAAAUAAAAUGCCCAAUUUAAAAUCAUGAAAAUAAUAUUGAAAGAUUCUGUCAUUUUUAUAAUUGCGCUGAACCCACUAGACUUAUGUGUGAAACCUGCGAAAGAGAGCAAAGACAUAUAGCUACCCAUAAAGGUUGGGAAAAAAUAAAGGAAAUAUUCGAAUUUAUAGAAAAAAAAUAAAAAAAUUGCGAAAUAGAUAUUAUUGAAUAACUAGAUGAAUAGUUCAAAGUGCUUUAAUCAAAUUUUAUACAAUUAAGAGGUGGAUUGGAAUUAAAAUAUUUUUUACCUAAAAUUAAAAUUGAAAAAUAUAAUGGAGUUCAACUAAAUAAAUACUUGUGCGAUUUAGUAAAAUUACCAGAUAUUAUGGAAUAAUUCAGCAAUUUACUUGAAAAUUUCUAAACGCUCAUUAAGAAUAUAGUCGAUUUUUAAAUAGCAAAUAAUAUAAAUUGCAUCCAAAAAGCCGACGACAAUUAAUAAUUAUCUGAUUAUUACUAUGAAUAAGGUUAUAAAUUAUACGAAAUUGAUAAAUUUUAGUAAGCAAUAGAGGUUAUAGAGAAAUCUCUUAAAUAUAAUGAGAAGAAUAUUGAUUCUCUUUGGUGUAAAUCUACUUGCCUAAGCUUAUUGGGUAAUUAAAGUGAGGCUAUCAAAUGGAUUGACAAAGCCCUAUCUCUAGAUGAUAGCGAUUUGGAUUCAUUAUGUAGAAAGUCAGAAUGUUUAAAUUAAUAAGGAAAGCAUAAAGAAGCACUGAUAAUUAUCGAAAAAGCAGUAUCUAUAUAUCCUGAAUGUAUUGAUUCCUGGUUCAGAAAAGCUGAAUGUCUAAGCUUAUUAGGCUAACAAAUUGAAGCUCUCGAAAUAUUAGACGAAAUUUUAAUGGUAUAUCCUAACAAUACAGAUUUUUUGUGGAGAAAGGCUGAGUGUUUAAGUCUAUUAGGUAAGCAUUAAGAAGCUAUAAAAUUGGCUGAUGUCAUUUUGAAUGUCAAUCCCAAACAUGUUAACACACUAAGCAGAAAAGCCUAGUGCUUAAGUUUAUUAGGGUUGUAAGUAGAAGCUAUGAUAUGGAUAAAUGAAGGAUUGUUAAUUGAUAAAAAUCAUAUAAAUUUAUUAAGGAUUGGAGCUAAAUGCUUGAGCCUAUUAGGAAAGAAAAAGGAAGCAAUCGAAAUGAUUGAAAGAAUAAGUUCAUAAGAUUUGCAAACAUUAAUUAUAAAAUCAGAAUGCUUAUUUAAUUUGGGAAAAGUGGAAGAAAGCCUAAAAGUUAUAAAUCAAGCUCUUAUUUUCUAUGGAAACAAUCUAGAUUUGAUUUUGAAAAAGAUUGAACUGUUAAUGGCAUAAAGAGAGUAUUCAAAAGCUUUAGUUGAAAUAAAUAAAGUGUUAGGAAACAAUUAAAAUAAUAUAGAUCUUUUGUGGAUGAAGGGUGAAUGUCUAUAUAGGAAUGAUAUGGAACUAUAAGCCAUUUAAGUUUUAGAAUAAGCUUUGAAAUUAAAUUAACAUCAUCCAAAAUCAUUAUUAACAAAAGGAAAUUGUUUAUUUUUCACCAAAAACUACUAAAAGGCACUUUAAUGUUACACAUAACUUCUGGAAGAAAACCCAAAUCAUCUAGAAGCUCAAGAUUAAAAAUAAUAAUGUGAAAAGCAUUUAUCAAAUAAAUGA
Paramecium tetraurelia is the source of this 1653-nucleotide messenger RNA. RefSeq lists its product as uncharacterized. The record is from RefSeq and is a predicted model, not a curated record. Gene Ontology annotation, molecular function: protein binding. NCBI's taxonomy places the organism in Eukaryota, Ciliophora, Oligohymenophorea, Peniculida, Parameciidae. The transcript has 12 exons.